CAAAGAAUCCACCGAGUGAGCGACCGGAAAUCAGGUGAUCCUGAGACCGCAACCGACGGUUGUGAUUCUCUGAACCACCCUAGCUUACAUGGUCUCUCUACCACUAGAUAUUCCAUCCAAAGCCGCAUUAUCUCUACGGUAGCUGUCGUCUCUCGCCCGCCCGCCACCACGACCACGCUUCGGGAGUGAAGGGUUUGACUAUGGCGACUCAAUCCACGCCUCCUCCCGACUCUACAACCGAAAAACCCCAAACCCCAGCUUCUGAAAUCGUACAACCAAGAAAUGAGGAUCAGCAAGAUGCCAAGGCAGCAGCUACUAUUUCUCCACCAUCCGUGUUUGUGAACUCAGAACCCAUGCGAGAGGAACAAGUACAAAAUGCUGUUAAAUUUCUUUCACACCCGAAAGUUAGAGGCUCUCCAGUCAUCUACCGGCGAUCUUUUCUUGAGAAAAAGGGCCUCACAAAAGAGGAGAUAGAUGAAGCCUUUCGCCGUGUACCUGACCAAUCUCCAACUGUUACAGGUGUGCAGGCAGUUAGUGCAAAUCAAGAUGGGCAGUUGAAGUCAUCAAACAUCCAACAGCAAGCCCAGGCACAAACUCUGCAUCCUUCAGCAGCCACUCCUGCUGGUGUCAUUUCCAAAACGGGAACCCAGUAUCGAUUUCACUGGUCUCAUGCUUUUCUUGCUAUAGGAUUCCUUGCAGCUUCAGGUGCCGGAACAGCUAUACUUUUUAAGAAUGCUUUUAUUCCUAGGUUGAAGUCCUGGAUUCGCAAAAUUGUAUUGGAAGGGGAAAAUGACAUUGUGCAGAAAUCUAACUCAAAACCAAGUUUGGCAGAAGAAGCAACAGCUGCCGCAAAAGCAGCUGCAGCUGCAGCUGCUGAUGUGGCAAAAACAAGCCAGGAAAUAUUGACUUCUAAAAUUGAAGAGAACAGACGACUGGAGGAAUUUAUGAAUCUGUUAAAUGUGCAAGUACAGGAAAUGAAGUCAAUGAGUAAUGCUAUUAGGAAGUUGGAAGGACCAAAUAAUUCAACUGGGAGACUAAUUCAACAAGAAGAUACUAGAGGCCUAAUGACAACUUCAAAACAUUUAAAUGUGAAUGGAAAGGCAGAAUUUGACUCACGCUCAGUGAGAUCUUCAUCGCCACCUGCAUCUUCUGAACCCUCUGUUGCACCUCACCCAAAGUCAUAUUUGGAGAUCAUGGCCAUGGUCCAGAGAGGGGAGAAACCUCCUAACAUUAGAGACAUCAAUGAUUUACCCCCCAACCCUAAUCAGCCACUUUCAAAUCCUCGCUUGGCUCCAAGAACUAAGCCAUGGGAAGUUGGACAGGUUCAAUACAGCGCAGGCCAUGCCUAUCAGUCUCAAGUAACUGGUGAAGGUUUCAAUUCCAGGGCACAAGAUAAUGGAGUCGGCUAUCAGUUGAAUGGUGACAGUUCAACUUGGUGGCAGCAAAAGAAUGCCAGAAUCACAGAAAUUGAAACUGAAGAUGAACCCAGGACCGCAUCUUAUACAGCAAGUAAUGAGCAACCCAUUCAGCGUACCUGGGUUCCUCCCCAGCCACCCCCUAUUGCAAUGCCAGAAGCAGCUGCAGCCAUCCGACAGCCAAAAUCUUCUAUUCAGAGAGAAUCAUUAGUUAAUGAUCAGUCAGUAUCUCGUCCUUCAGAUGAAAUUGAUGAGUUGCAGAGGAUCACAAAGAUAUCUGAAUCUGGAGGUGUAGUUGAGAUCAAAGAAGAGAGCUCAGGACUGAACUCAAGUGAGAUGCAACAAGAACAAGAGUAAAGCUAUGCAAGAAAUUGAAGAAGGGUUGGAUUUGCUUGGUCAGCUAGUUGAAUAAGUCUCCUGUUUCCCAAUGGAAAGCUUCAUGAAGGUAUCCGUGCUCAUACUUUUAAUAAUCAUAAUAGUAGCUGGAGGACAUGAAACGAUUAAUAUGAGUCCCUCCAUUGUCUACCCUCACAGGAUAUUAAAACAAUACAUGUAAUCUUACGCCAUGAGAGGAUAGACAAUGUCAAUAGGUGAUGAACUUAAUAGCAAUUCCUCGCGUUUUUCCUCA
Messenger RNA from Vitis vinifera (wine grape), 2043 nucleotides. RefSeq names its product peroxisomal membrane protein PEX14. Gene Ontology annotation, cellular component: peroxisomal membrane; peroxisomal importomer complex. Gene Ontology annotation, biological process: protein import into peroxisome matrix, docking. The record is from RefSeq and is a predicted model, not a curated record. Gene Ontology annotation, molecular function: signaling receptor binding. Lineage: Eukaryota; Viridiplantae; Streptophyta; Magnoliopsida; Vitales; Vitaceae. The transcript is spliced from 13 exons. Bases 201 to 1772 code for a protein of 523 amino acids.